CUUUGAUACUAACAUCUGCAAUGAUGUGGGCUGUGGACUGGAGUCGGACCGCUGCAACUGUGCUCUGCCUUUUGGGAUACCUUACCUUCAGAGCUGCAGCCAAAACCUCAGCGGAGGGCACAGCGUCGCAAGAAGUGACUCUGAAGGUUCAUCUGAGUGACGCCAGCACUCAGCAGCCCUUGCUCGGAGCAACCAUACAGCUCUUCGCCAAUCACACUUCUGUAGCCACAGAAACCUCGUCAGCUGAUGGCAACACGUAUUUGCGCUUCCCUUACCGCCUUGGGACGCCGCUCGUUGUCACCGCAACCAGACAGGGAUACGUGCCAAACUCUGUUCCCUGGACUCCCUCCAAAUUGCCGGUGUUCUCCUCCAUCAGUCUGGAUCUGCUUCCAGAAAGAGCCGCUACCCUGAUGGUGUAUGAAGAUGUUGUGGAGAUUAAGUCAAGUCUUCAAGGAUUAAGAGGCCAGCCCAGCAUCCAUUUCCUGCGCAGAGCUCUCAGUCUUCCUGCCGACACGUCCUUCGCCAACCUGACUGCUCUGCUUACUGUGGCAAGCUCGCCGUCACGCAUCCAACACUUUCCCCACCUGCAGGUUCUGGGCAGCAACAGCACAGGCACAGAGAAGAAGUUUGAGCUGACUCCAGUAGCAGCCAUCUCUGUACACCUAUUGGCCAGCGAUGGAGCGGAGCUGCAGGUGAACGGACCAAUCACGUUCUCCGUUCCUCUGCCGGCAGACAGCAACUUGAGGGAAAAUGAUCACAUCCCUGCUUGGAGAUUUGACCCUCGUUUAGGUGCCUGGAUCAAGAGCAGUUCGGGUCAGGUACAGAAGGUGGGGAACCAGCUUACUCUGACCUACCUCGCUCCCCAGCUCGGGUAUUGGGUGGCAGCCAUGUCUCCUCUGAACUCGGGUCCAAUAGUGGCAAGGGACAUCAGCGCUUACCAUACCAUGUUCCUGUUGGCCAUACUGGGAGGCAUGGCUUUUAUUCUGCUGUCCCUGCUGGGCCUGCUCUUAUACUACUGCCGACGCCGCUGUUUGAAGCCUCGCGGGUCUCAUCGCAAGUUCACUCUGUCAGCUGGUCUUGACAGCACGAAGAAGGAUCAAGCAACCUCCAUGUCCCACAUGAACCUCAUCAGCAAUGAGGUGCAGCUGGAGCUCGUUUCCACAGCAACCGAGCCUGACAUGACCACGCCAAUGUUGAAGCCUUCUUCGUACGAGCCCCAAGACACUCGGCGUCAGCAGAGUCUGAUCCACCUCAGCAAACACAGCCGCUGCUCUCUCGGCAACAACAGCCACCACGGCUCGUCCCUCGGCAACCUGACGCCUCGCAGCAGGGACUACCGGCAGUCUGCAGAGACUUUCCAGCUGAAGGCGGCCCUGUCUUGCGGGACAGAGAGGGGCUACCGUCAGUCGUACACCUCCGUCUGCUCGUCCAGCAACCAGAUUUCAGAUGCGCUCUCGUCGUCCAAUCACGGCCAGGUGUCUGCUACCCAGCUGACCAGCGUUGGCAUUAUUGACUGCAUCUCUCCGUCUUCUCCACCUCACUCCCCCUGCAGGGGGGAAGGAGGGGAGUGCAGGGCGCCCGACCACCUCCUGUCCCGUUCUGUAGACCACCUGGAGCGCCCCAACCCUCAGUUGCUCUCCCGACCGGGCCAGCUGCUCUGCUGCGGCUCGGUGGACCUACUGAGUGCGGGAGAGAGCUACUCCAGAGUGCGCCCCACACUGGUGAUCCCCGCACAUUACAUGCGCCUCCCAGGUGAACACCCGCUGUCUGGUCAGGCCCUCCUGCUGCAGACCGACCAGCAAAGUGACUUGGAGACCAUCCAGGCUGAGCUCAACGCCUCUCAUUCCCAGCAGCCCCUGGGGCCCAGCCCGUCCGACAGCACCCCAGAUCCCAACAAGCAGGGCGAGGCGGAGGCUCUCGGCCUGUCGGAGUCUCUGUCUAUCCCUACUGCUCUUGGGGAAACGGCUCUUGUUGAAAUAAACAAAGAGGAUACCUUGUUGGCUGAAAAGACUCUAAUGGAGCUGAGAGGAGGAAAACCUCUGCCUCACCCCCGGGCUUGGUUUGUGUCUCUGGACGGACGCUCCAACGCUCACAUCCGCCACUCGUACAUUGACCUCCAGCGGGCGGGCUGUCAAAACAGUUCACAGAGCUCAGGAGAUCAGCAAGAUUAUGACAGCGGUGGUAGGCACGGCAACGACGCCAGUCUGGACUCUGGGGUGGACCUGAAUGAGCCCAGAGCGGGGCGCAGGGGGGGAGACGCAGAGCGGGAAGAGAAGGCUUCCGAGAGAAAGACUGCCACAGCUUACACCCGGCUGGUGUACGUGGAUGAUCUGGAGGGGGGAGGCGGCGUUGAGGAGAAAAGCAGCCCAGAGGCUGACGGCGGGAAAAUCCUGUCAGACAAAGCUGAGCGUAAGGGAGAGAAACAGUUAUCAGGGCUUGUGGAGGGGAAAACAGCCGAGGAUGUCCAAAUACUAGAGGAACCACCCUCGGUUUCCCCGGCGUCUCCUGCGUCUCCUACUCCUCUGCCCACGCCGGAGGAAAUGACUUUCAGGACUGAUCACGUGCUGCUGUCUGUCUCCCCAGAUGAUGAUGCAGCACAUGAGGAUGGAGAGGAGAAGAAAAGCCCCUGGCAGAGAAGGGAGGAGCGCCCCCUGCUGGCCUUCAACCUUAAAUGAGUCGCAGAGGCUGGUUAAAGGAGAGGUUUACAUUUUUUUAGUCGGUCCUCAUUAUAUAAUCACAAGCCAUAAUUUACUAAAAUCAUUUCUGGAAGUUUCUCUGUGUCCAAAUCUUUAUGCAAAGUGACGUCAGUGUAACAACCCAGCUUUAAAAUUCACUUUGCAGGUGCAUCUCAAUAAAUUAGAAUAUCGUUUAAUACUUGUAGAGAUUCAUUAUUCACACAGUUUUAUAUUUAAAGUGUUUAUUUCUACUAAUUUUGAUGAUUAUAGGAACAAUUUAGCUGCCCCCAAUAUAUUAUGAGCCAUACUAUUACAUUUUAUUAUUAAACAUUACUUUUUACUGGUCUGAGAAGCUGAAUUUGUGGUUUUUGUUUACUGUAAGCCAUUAUCAAUCAAAUUCUCAAACAAAUACUUGAAAUAUGUCACUCAGUUUAGUGACUUAAUGAUAUUCUAGUUUAUUAAUCUGUGUUUAAUGUUCAGAAGCACAUCAAAGGGAGGGUUUCACACUAAAAACAUGAUGGAUUUUGAAGAUGAACUUGUGAUUUCUUUGAAUUUUACACUACGAUGGUUUUACACAGAGAAUCUAUAUGCAAUCACCCAGAAGAGGAUAAAAAAUGCAAGAAAACAAAGAUGAAACUGUUUUAUCAACACACAAAAAUGUAAACCUCCCCACUGCCAGUGCUCCUCGACUGCUUCAACACCAUGAAGGAUAAAUGCUUUUAAAUUCAAAGCUUUUGCUCUUAUGAAAGCACUGAAAACACAUUUCCGCACUGGGAUCUCUUCUAAGUCCAGAACUGAACAAUUCAGGUCCCUCCAGGAACAUCCACCAGACGACCACUGAGCGGCUGACAAACAGGCUUUGGAGCCAAGAUAUUGGGAGAUUUUAUGCACAACAAAUAUAUGCCUUUUUUUAUAUAUAUGGAGCCUUGUAGGUGUAAAUGGACUGUGGUGGAAAUAAUUGAUGACUUGACCGUAGCAGCCGUUUUUUCUUGAGCCAUAUUGGCAAAAUCCCAGGAAGUACCUAUUAAAAGUGAGAGUAAACCCCCAGUUAAACCACGGUGACUGGUGUUAAUGGAUUUGGAGCACAUGUGCACUACAGGACAUGUAACUGUACAGUUUAAUAGGAAUCUGUAGACUCUGCUUUGAGUCCUACUGCAGCAUCAGCCUCAAUAUAAACAUGUGAACCCUGUACUUUAACUGGUUUUCAGUAUGAUGGUUAUUCACGUCACGUUUAGGUCUGAUCAAAUUAAUGACUACAUGCUCCUUGGCCGAAUCAGAUAAUGUGACGCCAGUUUGCUGGUAACGGUAAAUCACCACUACAAAACACAUAGUUUCACUCUUUGUAAUUGUGAAGUUGAUCUUAUGAAGGUUGUUUUAUAUUUGCUGAACCACUGAGUUGCAUAUUUUUAUUUUUGAGGCUAUGCAUCACUUUUAUACGUCUGCUUCAGAUGCUUUUUUUUUUUUGUAAACGUUAACCUCUAUGAUUUUAAAAUGCCAACAUGAAGUAUUUUACCUGAAAAUGGGCAGUUUUUUUCUUUCUUGUAACAUAUUAAGGGCUUUUUCUUCUUACCUGGCUUAUUGUUGGAGCUGAAACAAAUGCUGUGUAAUAUUUUGCCAACUAACUGCUGCGUUUUAGCUUUUUUUUUCUCCUUACACACAUAAUCCAAGUGCCUUUGAACAACCUGAUUCUGCAACUUUAUUUAUUUGUACCUUUGCUUUGCCUUUAGCUUUCCUCCUCUACCUCAGCCCUCUCUCUUUGCCUUGUGAAGGGAAGCAUGCAUUGUGCUUUCCUCAGCACGCAGAUAUUACUACAGCUACACUGCAGACAUUUCAGAAAAUGUCUACCAGCUGCUGCAAUCCUCAAAGCCUUUACAGUAAUCAGCAAGGCAUUCCCUGAGAGUAAGUAGGUUUUUCAGGAAAGAUGAAGCUAAGUGUGAUUGUACGUGAAGCUACCCUGUCCUUUGGUUUUUGGAGAAUGAAUGUUUAUUUCAGUGUGUUUUUUUUUUAUUAUUAUUAUUUGAAAACAUGGUAGUGUCCAUUUGUGAUGCUUCUGAGUCUGACUAUAAAAUCAUCAAUCCAACCAAGAUUUGUGCAUCCAUAGUAAUCAUGUUAUGGAGUGUCUAUAGUUGUGUUCUUACCUCUGCUCUGUCGAAAUCAUUUGUGAGUUGGUGUAAUGAAUGAGGGUUUUUUUCACAGUGUCCCACAACGACCUCCAGUUCCAGGUGGAGCAGCAAUACAGAAUACUGAGGGUGUAAAUCGAUUGGUUGCAUUAUAUUUUAAGCCUGUUAUUCUGAAUAAACAACCAAGCUGGAAUUA
This is a messenger RNA of Poecilia latipinna (sailfin molly), 4991 nucleotides long. RefSeq names its product family with sequence similarity 171 member A1 (gene fam171a1). Bases 21 to 2675 code for a protein of 884 amino acids. The transcript has 9 exons. Lineage: Eukaryota; Metazoa; Chordata; Actinopteri; Cyprinodontiformes; Poeciliidae. Gene Ontology annotation, biological process: regulation of cell shape; stress fiber assembly. Gene Ontology annotation, cellular component: plasma membrane. The record is from RefSeq and is a predicted model, not a curated record.